Messenger RNA from Mollisia scopiformis, 936 nucleotides. Its product is annotated as NAD(P)-binding protein. NCBI's taxonomy places the organism in Eukaryota, Fungi, Ascomycota, Leotiomycetes, Helotiales, Mollisiaceae. The transcript is spliced from 3 exons. The record is from RefSeq and is a predicted model, not a curated record. Gene Ontology annotation, molecular function: oxidoreductase activity, acting on the CH-OH group of donors, NAD or NADP as acceptor. Bases 1 to 936 code for a protein of 311 amino acids.
AUGAAUCCAGAAUUUGUUGAUCAACUUUUCAAGACCCUCCUUCAUACCGAAGUCACCAAGAAAGUCCACCGAGACGUCUACCCCGCCAUCUCCCCUUCCCGACCCGAACUCAGCCAAGCAGGAAAAGUCGUCCUCAUCACUGGAGGCGGGACUGGUGUCGGUUUCUCCUCUGCACGAUCCUUCGUCCGAGCCGCAGCUGACACGGUCAUCAUCCUUGGACGUCGAGUUGAAGUCCUGGAAACAGCUGUUUCCGCCCUCGAGAAAGAGGCAAAGGUUACCGGCACUAACACAAAGAUCAUUAGUCGUGUUUGCGAUGCUACCAACUUGACUGAGGUUAAUGAGUUCUGGAAGGACCUUGCGGAGAAAGGUAUCAUUGUUGAUGUAUAUAUUGCCAAUGCCGCCAAAUUCACAGAGCCGAAGCCUAUACUCGAGCUUGGUGCAGAUGAGGUUUGGUCGCAGAUGGAGGUCAAUGCCAAAUCUCCUCUGUACUUUGUCGAGAAGUUCUAUUCUCAACCGAGUGAAAAGCAGAAGUUCCUCGUGAACGUCACAAGUGCAGUCAUCCACAUGACAGCCGUUCUAAUGGUCGCCGAGCGUCCUGCAUACGUCCUUUCGAAGAUGACUGGCACAAUGCUAUUCCAACUCAUCGCUCUACACGUUCCACCAGAGAAGAUGCAAAUUGUUACCAUUCAUCCUGGAGUGGUGUAUGCUGAUGGAUGGAAGGCAAUGGGAUUCACGCCUGAGAGAUUUGAUACUGAUGAGCUUUGUGGCUCAUUCGCUGUGUGGGCCGCAUCUAAACAGGCGGAAUUUCUGCAUGGCCGCUUCGUCUGGACCUCGUGGGAUGUGGAUGAGCUGGCUACGGGCGAAAAUCGCAAAAGGAUUGACUCAGAUCCUGAGUAUCUGCGAGCUUCGAUUGUUGGAGCUAAUGGUGGGGUAUAG